Gadus morhua (Atlantic cod) is the source of this 2655-nucleotide messenger RNA. It is a transcript of the gene pheta1, whose product is annotated as PH domain containing endocytic trafficking adaptor 1. The record is from RefSeq and is a predicted model, not a curated record. Gene Ontology annotation, cellular component: trans-Golgi network; early endosome; recycling endosome. Bases 277 to 1152 code for a protein of 291 amino acids. Lineage: Eukaryota; Metazoa; Chordata; Actinopteri; Gadiformes; Gadidae. The transcript has 3 exons. Gene Ontology annotation, biological process: retrograde transport, endosome to Golgi; receptor recycling; endosome organization.
GCAGCCUUGGUUAUCGUGGUCACGUGGCAGGAACAUGAUGAAGGGAAAAGGAGGAUAAAUCCUGAUGAAAAUAUCUGACAGAGAGAGGGAAGACGGCCGCUGCUUUAGAGAUUCUGAUGCAUCGGAGUUCUAUACAAAAUACUGUUGAGAAGAAACAGACCAGAAAGGAUGCGAGAUGUUGACUUGUAACGUUACGCCGAUAGAAUGCCAAAUAGCCCCUCGAGAGAGGUGCAGGCGUCAAUGAAAUAACGACAUUGAAAAAUCCUCGGAGGCAGAAUGAAGUUGAACGAACGCAGCGUAGCGCACUAUGCUACUUGUGAGUCCCCGCCUGACAAGACGGGUUUCCUGGUCAAGAAGGGAGAGAGGAACACGGCCUACCACCGCCGCUGGUUCAUCCUGAAGGGCAACAUGCUCUUCUACUUUGAGGAGCGCGAGAGCCGGGAGCCCAUCGGCGUCAUCGUUCUGGAAGGAUGCACCGUGGAGCUGUGUGAGUCGGCCGAGGAGUUCGCCUUCGCCAUCAAGUUCGACUGCGCCAAAGCCCGUAUCUACAAAAUGGCCGCCGAAAACCAAGCGGCCAUGGAGUCGUGGGUGAAGGCGCUGUCCCGGGCCAGCUUUGACUACAUGAGACUGGUGGUGAAGGAGCUGGAGAGGCAGCUGGAGGAGAUCCAGGAGGCCAGCAGAGGCGAUUUGGUUGCGGCCGCUCCCGGGGGUCCGCUGGUGAAGUCCAAAUCUGCCAGGCGAAAUCCAUUGGCCCGCACCCGAUCCGGAGCAUCCUCUGCCUCCUCCACGUCUUCAUCCUCCUCGUCCGGUGGAGCUCUCUCGGCGGCGGUGUUCUCCAGCCAGAGGAGUGUCCAGGAAGAAACCCAUCUCCCCUUAGGGCCCUCUAGAGAGAAUGGAGUAGCGUGGAGCAAGCCGCCUGCUGCGCUGACUAACGGCUUCGGGGACGGGGCCCUUCCCUGUGUGCCCUGGGACGGUUAUCCGGGCUCUGGGAGCGGGGCUGAUGGGAGCCGGCCUCCCCCGGUGCCACCCAGGAGGAGAGGAGCAUCCCUGGAGAGCCCGGUCUCGCCUGGGACCGUUUGCUUCUCAAAGCUCCAUGAGUGGUACGGCCAGGAGGUGGAGCUGCUCAGAGGGGAGUGGCUACAGAGCCAAUGAUUGAAAAACAAACCAACAAAAAAAAAAACACUUCUUUACAUGCUUUUGAUUUCACGUCAUUCCUUCCAACACAUUCUACUCCGAUGUUCCUCGCAUUACAGACAUAUUGAAAUCAAACUCAACCAGAGUGAUAAGGGACCAUGCCUGAAUGAAGUUGGUUUUUAAAAUGAUAGGAAGGGGUUUCCUUUGUCUGUCACAGAGGAAUAAAUUUACUUGUGUAAACCCGACCAAAUAAGGAGAACAGAAACUUUUCACUUUAACAGCGAUGCCAAGUAAACAGGUUGAUACGCGAUGCUACAAUGUUAGGCACCUUAACUAAAAUAUCAAUGAUCUUUUGGGACUGAUGAGGACUUUUUAUAUUUGUGACAUCUUUGACCUCUAGAAACAAAUUUCCACCAUCAUAUGGUCUUAUUCUUACCCAAUCAAAGGGCCAAAGAAGAUAACAUUUUGUAUUUUUCCACGCUUUUUUAUAUUAUUGAUAGACAGAGUUCUACUACAACAGCCAUCGUUUUGUUUGGUCUUUUGUGUGAGAUGGGAAUGAUGAUGCUCUUGGGCUUCCCCCCCUCCCAAUCCUCUCCCGACACCGGGGGUGAAAUGGCCCUUGGCUAACCUCCCUAUCAGGGUGAGCUUCAGCCUGCAGGCUAUUGGUGCUUACAGUCAGGGAGCGUAACAACUCUGCCGACGCUAGGGACCCCAGUGCCAGCUACACGCCUUGCUAAGAGCCCCGCUUCCCUGGUAUUUUUAGCUCUUUUUUGCCAGCAGCUACAUGAUGCUGUGUCCUCAACAUUUGUCACUUAACUGCUGUUUGUUUUCCAGUCAUCCAAGGCGGUGAUGGUUUAUGGUGAUAUUUCUUAACUUGUUUGCUCAUUUUAGUGUAUGUUUGUAUCUUUGUUUUGUAGAAACACUACUGCAUUUGUUCUGGUAAAUGGCCUGUGGGCGUUAAGAGAAUGUGGUUCCUUAGACACACAUUGUGUUGUUUGCUUUCAUUGUAUUCAAUGCCUACUAACAUAUAGCAUUCACCUGAAAACUGAAAAUCAUGUUAAACGACCAUUGUUUCAAUAUAUCAAUCGCAUAAGAGUUUAAUAAAAAUUAAUUAACAUAUGCCUUGAACAUCCCCUCUUGUUAUUAUCACGGCCUGUGUGUGUGUGGGGGGGGGGGUGUUCAUUAUUUUUCUACUGAUUAAUAUAUAUUAUGUUGAUUAUCCAAGCCUCCCAAUCCGCAAUUGGUUUGUGACAAUAGCUGAGUAUUUUCAACCUGCUUAAGUGAACAAAGCUAUCAGUGUUUAUUAUUGGAAAGAGUAGUUAGAUGAGAAAUAAAAUGUGUUUUUGCUUUAGCCCAAUUAAUCCAAUCCAACACAAGGUUUCUUGACAUAAUGUUGGAUUUCAGUUUGAAUGUAAAUGUUGGUGGGUUGGUGAGUGUCUCAAAAGUAACAUUUUUUAAAUGUAAUUUACAGAUUUGAAGGUUAUCUGGAGUGGAUGUGAAUUAAUAAAUAGUAGAAUUUAA